AUGAUGGAACUGAUGCUCCUGGAAGACGUGUUAAGGCGCUUGAGAGAUGAGCAGGUGAUCCAAGACAAACAGCAUGGCUUUACCAAGGGAAUAUCGUGUCUGACCAAACUGAUGGCCUUUGAUAAUGGAGUGGCAAUAUUGGUGGACAAAGAACCUAUGAGAACACCUAAAACUUUGAAGAUUGCUGAGAUUCAGGCCAGACACAUUGCAGUGGAUUGGGAAUCUUUGGGUUACAAUAUCACUCGUUGCCACACUUUCAAUGUCACAAUAUGUUACCAUUACUUCUGUGGACGCAACGAGAGCAAGGCAGACUGCUUGGACAUGGACCCCAAAGCACCCCAGCAUGUUGUGGAUCAUCUGCCUCCAUACACAAAUGUCAGCCUCAAAAUGAUCUUAACCAACCCAGAAGGGAGGAAGGAAAGUGAGGAGACCAUUAUCCAGACAGAUGAAGAUGUUCCAGGACCUAUACCUGCCAAGUCAGUGAAAGGAACUCCUUUCGAAGAUAAGAUCUUCCUCAACUGGAAGGAACCUGUGGACCCAAAUGGCAUCAUCACUCAGUAUGAGGUGAGCUACAGCAGUAUACGGUCGUUUGAUCCUGCAGUUCCAGUGGCAGGACCUCCACAAACUGUGUCAAAACUGUGGAACAGCACACACCACGUCUUUUCACAUUUACAUCCUGGGACUACUUACCAGUUCUUUUUACGUGCAAGCACUGUCAAGGGGUUUGGGCCAGCAACCACAAUCAAUGUAACAACCAACAUUUCAGAGCCUCCUCGACCAAUAGCACCUCCACAGUUGCUGGGUGUUGGACCAACAUAUUUGCUAAUUCAGCUCAAUGCAAAUUCAAUUAUUGGUGAUGGACCCAUUAUUCUGAAAGAAGUGGAGUACCGAAUGACAUCUGGGACCUGGACUGAAACCCAUGCUGUCAAUGCCCCAACCUACAAACUCUGGCACUUGGAUCCGGACACUGAAUAUGAGAUUCGGGUGUUGCUUACCAGACCAGGUGAAGGUGGCACCGGGCAGCCAGGACCACCGCUCAUCACCAGAACCAAGUGUGCAGCUGCUGCUCCUGGUCUGUCCUAUGGGAGUCCCAGCUAUGAAGCAGUGGCAGUUGUGUAUGGCACAGUCAGUCUUGUGUCACUGCAAAAGCCUGACUGA
Messenger RNA from Meleagris gallopavo (turkey), 1158 nucleotides. Lineage: Eukaryota; Metazoa; Chordata; Aves; Galliformes; Phasianidae. The record is from RefSeq and is a predicted model, not a curated record.